UACGUAUAUAUGACCUGCUCUCUGCUGUCUACCGUUUAUAGAAAUCAGGAACUUGUCUUGAGAAAGAAGGAAAAACUUCAUUAUCAGUGUUAGUGAUAGCUUGUGUGCUCCCUCCCCAUACACACACAUAGGGGUCACACAGGUGGCUCUCCACCCUGGUCUGUCCAACCGCCUGCAACCAGGAGCCACACUAUCGGGACACUGAGGUACAGAGGAGAUCCUGGCUACCAGACUUGUGGAUGUUACCAGCUGGAAGGAUGGAUGGGUUUACCCUCAUCUCCACGGCACACCCAGAAGAACUGGUUCCCUAUGAGACGGAGGUUUUUCGCCCGCCCCACGACUAUUACCCAUAUCUCAGUGACAGUGAAAGCCACGAGCAUUACUGGGAGUACCCCUCACACCUGCAUGGGGACCUCGAUGGAUUCCCAGACUCCCAGCUCACAGAACUGCAGAGCGUACAACCCCCGCAGCUGCAACAGCUGUACAGACACAUGGAAUUGGAACAAAUGCAUGUUUUGGAACCUGGAAUAACUGCUCCUCAUCCGCACCUGCAACUGACACACCAGGUGUCAUAUAUGCCCCGCAUGUGUGUGCAGUUCCAUGCACCAGCCAGUUCAGAGGAAGAUGACCACGAGAGACGCAGCCCGCCUUUGGAAGUGUCAGAUGGAGAGAUAGAUUCCCGAGAUCCUAGCUACGCGAUGCUUCUUGGAGAAACAGGCAACAAGAAGAAGAUCCGACUGUAUCAGUUUCUCCUAGAGCUACUGCAAAGCGGGGACAUGAAAGACAGCAUCUGGUGGGUGGAUAAAGACAAAGGGACAUUUCAAUUCUCCUCCAAGCACAAAGAAGCCCUUGCACACCGAUGGGGUAUUCAAAAGGGAAACCGUAAGAAGAUGACCUAUCAGAAGAUGGCUAGAGCAUUGCGCAACUAUGGCAAGACUGGAGAAGUGAGAAAGGUGAAGAAGAAGUUGACCUAUCAGUUCAGUGGAGAAGUUCUGCACAAAAUGUACACGGGUCGGAAGCAUUUUCAUCAUUAAGAUGGCAAACACAUCCGGGGCCGCCAUCAGGGGGGGACUGCCGGGAUAGGAGUCCAGGGACCGGGCCGUGAUGGGCUCAGAUUGACGUGCAUUGCAAGUUGCCAUAGAGGAACAGCACCAGCAGCAUUUUGAAUUUGGCACUUGCCGUGGGUUAUUUGGCCACAGCGGCAACUCCUCAUUGGCUGCCAGUCCACAAGCUCCAAUUGGCUCGCAGCCAGCUCCAAAUUUGCAAUUCCAGUGGCGCUGUGCCUCUAUGGCUGCCUGCUCUGGACUCUUUCCCUGUGCUGCUGCAGUGGUCCUGGCUCACCGCGGUCAUACCUGCAGUAGGUGCACUACCUGAUGUCCUGCAACCAGCGCUCAGAACAGUGUGUGAUAGCCGCAGGGGGAGUGAAAGGAGUGGACAGUCCAUUCUGGCAGCCCAGGGCCCCAGCAUUUCUGAUGGCAGCCCUGUAUACAUCUACAUGUACAACACAGAAGUGCCCUUACGUAUUCAAUUGGUACGAAAGACUCCACCGCUUUCUUCAGAAGAGGAAAGCAUUUACUGUAUUUGUAAAUACUAAUAUUAUAGUAAUUAUUUUUCUAUGUGUACGAAGUGUGCUUUAAUGAGAAAUCAGCAUCUUACCACUCAGUGAAGGAGAUGAGCGCUAUAUGGGGAGUACCCGAAACAUUUAUUAAUUUCAGCAUUAUUAUAAAAAAAUAAAUUAAUAAUUUGUAUAAUAUUUUACCUGAGAAGUACAAAUGCUGAAAUUGUUUAGCAGUGUUAAUAAAAAAAUAAAAACAUUUUAAAAUUG
This is a messenger RNA of Pseudophryne corroboree (corroboree frog), 1825 nucleotides long. It is a transcript of the gene SPI1, whose product is annotated as Spi-1 proto-oncogene. Gene Ontology annotation, biological process: regulation of transcription by RNA polymerase II; cell differentiation. The transcript is spliced from 5 exons. Gene Ontology annotation, cellular component: nucleus. Gene Ontology annotation, molecular function: DNA-binding transcription factor activity, RNA polymerase II-specific; sequence-specific DNA binding. Bases 240 to 1034 code for a protein of 264 amino acids. Lineage: Eukaryota; Metazoa; Chordata; Amphibia; Anura; Myobatrachidae. The record is from RefSeq and is a predicted model, not a curated record.